UUUUUUCUGGUCACAGAUAGGGCGGCAGUAGACAACAGCUUCGCCAUUCCUUCGCCCAGCGAAAGAGGACUCCUGCGGAAAUCAAAGCCAACAACUCCUGUGUUCGAUAACUUCACAAACUUGGCGUGCUAUGUCUAGAGAGAGCAUAUACUCUGCUUCGUUUAGCGCCAGUGAUAUCAUAGAGGCAUAUUAUUUGCAAGAGUUUGUUGAUUCUCUCGAACAGUGGUACCCGUCGACUCUGUGCAAAACGUAGACGAUUCCAUUUUCGCCGUUUGAACAAAACAAAACAACAAACGCAGAAAACUGUGUUGACUUUUAUGAAAGCGAUUCUCUGCGUCAGAGAGAACCUACCAGGGCACACUUUUACGCAUUGCGUCCAGUACGUAGAUUGUUAAUUCGCAAUUCGUUCUCGUCAGCCGGCUGAGUGAGGGCGGUUGAUCGGUGAGCUGAUUCUAUUUUCGUGGAAAAGGUCCAGUGUACAUUUCUCAAGCGAUGGGUGGGACAUCAUACUUGGAAACCUACAGUGCUACCACUAGCUAACAUAUAGGGACGAACAUCGGCUCCUACUGAAUGUACGACCUAUCGCUUUUAUGAUAAAGAACUAUUUGUUUGUGGUUUACUCCGCUGUGGAAUGAAUCUAAGCCAUUGUUUCGUAAGCGUAGCCCUGAGUGAGAUGGCUAACAAAGAUCCGUUUGAGACACUAAGUCACUUUAGAUUUUAUUAGGCCAAGACACGACCUACUAUCUUGACCAUUCAACGGGACAGCGCCGUCAACGGUCGUCCUGAGUAGGUGACAGAAAGCGACGUGACGGUUUACUAUCUGUAGAACGAACGGUGCGGACAAAACGUAAUAUAUUCUUUGAUAGAACAAAAUAGCGAGUUUCUGAAAGGACUUACCCUGAGGCAAGAUGUGAACUGAGCUUUCGGAUACUGUGACAGGGAGUGAUUAAUGCAGAAUAUGCGUAGCUAGCGUUACCACGUAAAGUCUGAACGUACUUGAUCAGAAAGGGCUAGAAGAAAAACGCCAGGCUGAAACUGCGAUACGUAAAUAUAGCUAGUGGACUGUUACUAUUUGCUCCCUUGGAUUGCGUUACACGGUAGAAAGAGAAUGUUCAAGUUUCGACAGUCGCGGAAGCGCAAGUUCAUGUUCGAUGAUAACGAACGCAUUGUAAUGACGCCCCGCAAACGCGGUGCGGGCCACACUUGCAUCGCCGUCGAGCGCGUCCGGGUAGAACGAGUCGAUACUUCACAGGCAGUACACGUCGCUGGUGGACAACAUCAGGGCAUUGUUAUCAAUAAGGAAAAUCAAUGUGGCGACUCUAACGAAGCAGAUAGAAUAGAAGAGGUGCCUCAGUUAUGGCUUGAGUUUAAGGUGUUCCUUAAAAAUGCCGCUGAUAAUACGCACUCACAGGAGAGUCGAAAACUCAAAUUUUGGUUUAAGCCCAAGGUGGACGAAAGGCUACAGAUGCACCUUGCGCAAGAUUUCUUCAAGGAACUUGUAUCGCCCUGCGAAUUUCCCAGAGAUUAUGUGGGAUUCAUCAAGAAGGUGAUGAAACUUCUGCAGAAACGUUACCCGGACAUGAGAAAGGUGGAAGUUGAGCUGAAGCAAAUGAAAACCCUUCAGCCAGAUCAAAAUCCUCAUAUGGCGAGCAUGGUCGAAGACGGGUGUCUGGUGCGAUCUACGGCCGAAGUCACGAUUGAACGGAUACUCGAACUUAUCGAAUGCGCUUAUCCUAAUGCUGUUACUGUUGAAGAUAUUGCAACAGCAUCUCUGUCAUCGGAAGAUACGGUUCGUGCAUUUAUUUCGGAACUGGAAGAGCGCGGUGUGGUCCGAACCUCAGAAGAUGGAACUGCCUUCACGAGAGUCACCAGAGAUGAACAUAAGGUGAAACGCGUGCGACAGAUGCCCCCGGUAACCCGACAGCAACAGCCGACCAUUGCCAUAAUUACAGCACAAUUCUGUGAGAAAGUCGCCGUGGAUGCCAUGAUCGACGAUAAGAACACCUUUGUCCGGUACAAAACUGAGGGCGAAUCCAACGUGUACACGCUGGGUAACAUUGGACGGCAUCGUGUCGUUGCCACAAAACUUCCCGCCAUCGGACAUCAGCGGGGCGCAAUGAUCGCCGCAGGAAACACCACAACGAGAUUACUCGGUACAUUCCAGAAUGUUGACUAUGUAAUUCUGGUGGGUUGUGGAGGUGGUGUUCCUCAUUACACAGACUAUUCGAAACAUGUGCGGCUUGGAGAUGUCGUUGUCUCGGAUCGACCUAAAAAUAUCGAACCGAAUAAUUACAUUUAUAUGUUCGCUGAGAAGAUUCAAAGUUCUCCGACCGACGAUCGAUCUCCGUCCCCGUCAGAGUCGUUCAACCUAAAAACAUGGUUACCUCCUGAGGAUAAGCUACAGGUUGCCGCAAGACAGGUUUUGGAAAGCGGAUCUUCAUUAUGGGAAGAGUACAUAACCGAAGCUCAGGAACAGCUAAGGGACAACGCAGAUUCCGCCGAUGGCGACUCGAAAGAUUUUGAUAGGCCCGCAGACGAAACGGAUAAACUCUACAUGAGUAUUGGAGGUAACGAUGUCAUUGAAGUGGGUCAUCCAUGUCCUCCAGAGGGAACUCCGAAUGCCCGGGUAGACGGUCACCCAGUUGUUCACUUUGGCGCCGUAGCCUCUGGAGAAGUGAUUGCAGCCGAUGACGCCCAAAGACAAGAGUUUGCAGCUCAAUACGGAAUUUUCGCCUUUGAUAGCGAAUUUGAUAGCGUCGUUGAAUCGGUGUACGGUAACCGUAAAGACAACUACAUGGUGAUUCGCGGAAUUGCGGACUAUCGAGACGGAACGAAACGUCGUGACUGGCAGAACUACGCAGCACUUACAGCGGCUGCUUUUAUGAAAGCUGUCGUUGAAAACCUACCACCAGCUGAAGGCCAAUAAAUUUCAUCCAUUUGUCAUGAGAAACGAAUCGAACAUAUGAAAAGCAGUCACCAGACGACAUUAUUGGCUUACGGAACUAUUUCAGGACGGACUUGACGUUACGGAAACACGAGAUGCAAUUCCACCCGCAUUGGUCUCAGAAGUUCAAAACUACAGCGGAUUUUGCAGGUUAAAGGGAUGUAAAAUAGGGCAAAGUAGUACGUUUAUUAGGGAGUCGCCUACUUGUCUUUUUUUAAUAGUGCCAUCAAGCAGCUUGAAACGGGCCCCAAGUUCUUGCCUCGUAGACAGGUGAAGUCCUAGGCUUAAAAUUGUUCAGUCUUUAGGAUCUGACCCCUUUCUUCAUGAGGAGAAAGGACAUAGCUCUUUUAUGGUUUCAGUGGGUAUCGGAAGCGUUACCGGACAUUGCUGCUUCACAUGAGGAGAGAAAGCUACAUCGCAAACUGACAAUAUUACAUCCGGUGAAAAUUGCCUCAUGUUUUAAACGAGGUCGCCGUGCAUCGGCGGUGUUGACCUGUUCUUAGUGAUUCUAAUGUCUUUGUCACAAUAUAGCGCUUGCAGGCACCUGAACCUUAUUCAUUGGAUUAGUCAACAGUCUAAAAUAACUAUGGCUACCAAGUCAGAUGAUUUAACAGUUAGGUGAAGUGCGGAAUAAGUUUACGUUCACGCACCUAUAUAUAUAUAUAUAUAUAAACAAUAUCGCGCCAUGCAUUUGGGGGUCGACCUUCGUUUUGUUUUAGAAACUAGCAAACAACUUAAACAUGCACAUGAAAAGACUUAACGACGCGAACAGAUGAAACUCAAAGGGGUCUGAUCGCGAUGGGUGGGGUAUUAGUAUAGAUCGGAUAAGUAUUUCGAAUAUUCAUAAGUAAAACGAUAAUAGAUGACAUAAAUCUAACAAUUGGAUCACAGACUGAAAACAUGGUGUUCUUCAAGAGUGGCACUGAUAAUUUGUUAAUAUAAAUGAGAGCAAAAAUACUUUGUACCCAUGAUAAUGCAAAAGGAGACAGGCGUAUUAUUUGCGUUGGGUUUUCUUCGCAGCGCAUUCGAUUCUGCCCCUAAUAGAAUACGAAGGUAUCCAUCGUUGCCACAAAUGUGAAUGCAAUAUACAACAAAAACUAGAGCUGUUUCUUUUUUUUUUUGUUUUUCUUUAUCAUCAUACUAAAGCAUAGAUGAAAGUCAACGAAAAUAGUAAUCGAAAAAAUUUAAGCCUUGCAUCGGAACACAUAUGGAUGAACGAAAGGCUGGUACACGAGGUGCGUACGUUUGUUGAAAACAAAUGUUAUGCGUCUUUGAACAGGUCAUGAGUGUAAACUGCCAUAGUUUACUACGUAAUUGCGAAAAGCGUAUUAUCUAGAUGUGCUUCCAUGAUACACGAGCAAUUGUGAAACGAUGAGAAUGCGAGUUAGACUAAAAGCGUACGGUACUGAUAUGAAUAAACAUGCGAACUUUAUGGCAAUUUAAUGAA
Varroa destructor (honeybee mite) is the source of this 4391-nucleotide messenger RNA. RefSeq lists its product as uncharacterized. NCBI's taxonomy places the organism in Eukaryota, Metazoa, Arthropoda, Arachnida, Mesostigmata, Varroidae. Gene Ontology annotation, biological process: nucleoside metabolic process. The record is from RefSeq and is a predicted model, not a curated record. Gene Ontology annotation, molecular function: catalytic activity.